This is a messenger RNA of Saccharomyces paradoxus, 2931 nucleotides long. It is a transcript of the gene PFF1, whose product is annotated as Pff1p. The coding region runs from base 1 to 2931 and encodes 976 amino acids. Lineage: Eukaryota; Fungi; Ascomycota; Saccharomycetes; Saccharomycetales; Saccharomycetaceae. The transcript has a single exon. Gene Ontology annotation, molecular function: metalloexopeptidase activity. The record is from RefSeq and is a predicted model, not a curated record. Gene Ontology annotation, biological process: proteolysis.
AUGAAAUUAAAAAGUCUAUUCAGAUCAGUUCUCAAGUACCGAAAAACGAAUUUAAGUUUGCUUCUUUUAAUCACCUAUUCGAUUAUUGCGUUACUCUAUAUUUUUGACCAUGAACGUUAUAAACUCAGCUUGCCAAAAGAGGGUGAACAUCCUGAAUUCAAAGGAUUAUUAGAAACAGCAUGGGGGGAUUUACAAAUUAUCACGGCCUCUUUUCAUCCAUAUACGUCCAAAGAGAAUGACAAAGUCCAUGACUACUUGCUCAGAAGAGUUCUUGAAAUUACAGGCAAUUCUUCGUUUGCAAGCGUUUCUGAUGACAAAGAAAGCAAAAGAUCCAUACUGUUUCAACAGCAAGAUCCUUUCAAUGAGUCCUCUGGCUUUUCGAGAAUAACCUAUUUUGAAUCUUCUAACAUAUUAGUUAAACUUGAGGGUAAAAAUCCCAAGGAAGAAGGGUUGCUUCUUUCAGCUCAUUUUGACUCUGUACCCACAGGCUAUGGGGCUACCGAUGAUGGCAUGGGUGUAGUCUCAUUAUUGGCCAAUCUUGAGUAUCAUAUAAAGCACAGACCAAGCAGAACCUUAAUCUUCAACUUCAAUAAUAAUGAAGAGUUUGGCCUAUUGGGAGCGUCAACUUAUUUUGAUCAUCCAUGGUCUGCAUUAACCAAAUAUGUGAUAAACUUAGAAGGAACUGGUGCUGGUGGCAAAGCAGUACUGUUUAGAACGUCAGACACUUCAACAGCAAGAAUAUACCAGCAAUCUGUUGAAGAGAAUCCAUUUGGUAACUCUAUUUAUCAGCAAGGUUUUUAUAGUAGAUAUGUCAGAAGUGAAACGGAUUACAAGAUUUACGAGCAAAAUGGCAUGAGGGGCUGGGAUAUCGCAUUCUACAAGCCGAGAAAUCUUUAUCAUACUAUGAAAGAUUCAAUACAAUAUACCUCCAAGGCAUCUCUAUGGCAUAUGCUACAUACAUCCUUACAAUUGAGUGCAUAUGUGGUUUCAAACCCAUUAGAUACAGCGGACAAAUCACCAGCUUGUUAUUUUGAUUUUAUCGGUUUGAAAUUUUUCGUUAUGAGUGCUAGAACGCUCUUUUACUGGAAUUGUAUAUUUCUGUUAGUUUCUCCCAUUGUGGCCAUUGGUCUGUAUCUAAUUGCUCGUGAUAGAAUUACUUGGAAAUCUUACUCUUGGCUAUCGUGGAUACGCUUUCCUCUUUCAUUAGCGGCAGGUAUUGUUGUUCAGAAGCUUUUCUCGAAUGAUAUAAUUCGUUCCAAUCCUUUGACGUUUUCAAGGAACUACUUUUGGCCCGUCUCGGCGUUUCUCACUGAAAUUCUUUUAACCAGUUACAUUUUGAUCAAUUGUUCCAAUUUUUUUUUCCCUUGUGAUGAUAUGAAAAGCUUAUCAAUUAUUGAAUUGUUCAUUAUUUUAUGGGCCGUUUUACUAUUUACCUCGAAGCUAUUGUAUAGUUCUGACUACAGGUAUACUGGGCUCUAUCCUCUCUCGAUCUUCUUUCUGCUAACCGCAAUAGCUGCUAUAUUGAAACUGCUUGGACUAGCGUUGGAGGCAAAAACAAGAAAGGAGGCUGGUAGAGAGUUUAUGGAUCAUCGCUUCAACUACAGCUCCCAUUCUCAAAUAGAUAUUGAACAAGAUAGUCAGGAAAACGUGGAACAACCCCAGAAUCAAUUUCCAUCGUCACAGGACGAACAAACAAGCACCCAAGAUGAUAAUAUAUCAACUACUUUGGCUGGCUCGUCACAUAGUGUUAAUGAUGAUCAUGAGAUGGAUUCAUCAUCACAACAACGUGAUGAAAGGGUACCUCUACUGAAGGGGUCUAGUCACAUAGAACAAGCAUUGAAUUCCACGGAAGAUUCUCCAAAGCUUGAGUAUACUGAUUAUGCCUGGAUUAUUCAAUAUUUACUAAUUGUACCGAUAUCAUCAUUUGUCUUGUUCAACAGUGUGGAUGCUAUCAUGGACGCACUAAACCAUACUGUUCAAGAAGGAAGUAAAGCAACAUUUGAUGUAAUCAGGUUUGGGAUGGUGGGCGGUAUUUUGAUUGCACUACCGAUUUUACCUUUUUUCUAUAAAGUCAACUACAUCACUGUUUCUUUAACUGUGCUACUUUUCCUGAUCUCGGCAUCGAAAACGCUUUUAGAAUCUCCCUUCACAGAUAACAACCCAUUAAAAGUAAGAUUUUCCCAAAAUAUUGAUUUGUCUCAAGGUAAUGCCGCUAGUGUACAUCUCCUUGGAAGGGAAGGAAAUUUGUUAAAACCUAUGCUGGAAGAUUUACCUAGUAUAAAAUAUAGCUCUACACAUAUCAAUUGCACGUCCAUGACCAAUGGAAUGGAACUUUGCACAUAUGAUGGAAUGCAACCAAAUUUAUUGAGCACAAACGGAAAUGCGAAUAUCAGCAGUAUGGUCAAGAUUCACAUUUUACAUGACAAUCGGAACUCGAUGGAGAGAUCUCCUUACGAACCAAUAGUUGCAGAGUUACUUCUGGAGGCGAAGGAGAACAGGGCUUGUACUUUAUCUUUUGAAAGCAGGCACCAGGCGAAGUCACCUGUGAGAGAAAUUACAGUGUAUCAAGAGAAAAAUACUGGCUCGCAGCACGCAAAUAUCACGAAGACAAUCAAAUCUGGUUCUGGCAUAAAUGAACUGCAAUUGCAUAAACUUGAUUUCGAUCAGGAAACUUAUCAUAUUGGAGUCCAGUGGUUUCCAAAACUUUUGACGGAUGGCAAUUUAGAAGAUGACAAUAUGAGUACAAAAGACGAACUAUCUGUUGCUAUUAGCUGUUAUUGGGGAGAAUACGAUUCAGAAUCGGUUGUAAAUGGUACCGCUGUUAGGAAAAUUCCAGCAUUUGAUGAAUUGAUAAAUUACGCACCUCCAAGUUUUUCCUUUACCAACGAACAGAAAGGUUUAGUUAUUGUUAAGGAUUCUAUAAUUUUAUGA